GAAGUGCUUGUGCGCGGUGGUCCCUGCGGUUGGCUGGUGUCUUCCCUGCCGGGCCAUUGUUCCCGGCGCGCUUCUUCCAGCACCGGGGCGGGAGCCCCCUACAUCCUCGCAUUUUCCAGUGAUUUUUACUGCUUAAGAGGGAACUACCAAAGGUGUUUCCAAAACAUAGCUCCAGCUAGAGGGUGCCUUUUAAGCUGUUCAAGGUCAAGAUGAAUACAGACUCCAAGGAGGUUUUAUCCCUGGAUGUUCAAGCUCCUGAUGUUUGGGAAGAACUGACAGUGAAAGCGGAGGUAGAAAGUCACCUCCAAAUGCAGGAAUCCAGGCUGAAACGCAGUAAUCCACUGGCAAGGGAGAUCUUCCGAAGGCACUUUCGACAGCUCUGCUACCAAGAGACCCCUGGACCAAGGGAGGCUCUCACCCGACUGCGGGAUCUUUGCUACCAGUGGUUGAGGCCGCAUGUGAGCACAAAGGAGCAGAUUCUGGACCUGCUGGUGCUGGAGCAGUUCCUGUCCAUCCUGCCCAAGGAGCUGCAGGGCUGGGUGCGGGAGCGCUGUCCAGAGAGUGCGGAAGAGGCAGUGAUUUUGCUGGAGGAUCUGGAGAGAGAGCUCGAUGAGCCGCAACACGAGAUGGUAGCUUACAGACACCAACAAGAAGUUCUCUCUAAAGGUACAGUGUCUCUAGGAGAGCAGAUGUCACUGGGCCUUCAGUCCCAGCCUAAGGAGCCCCAACUCACAUGUGACUUUGCUCAGGAGCCCCACCCUAUUGGAGAGACAGACACAUUUCUGUUUUGCAAACCUGUUGUCAUCUCCCAGCUAAAAGGAGGAGAAGAACCCUGGUCUCACCCCAAAGGAGUCCUAAGAGAUGGAGUUACCAAGACUGAGGACAGACAGUUGGUGCUAAGGAAAGACUGUCCUAAGAGAAUGGAACCACAUGGGAAAAUGUCUUACGGAGAGGCCUGGAUGAUAUCACAGCAGGAUCCCCGACACGGAGAAGUCAGUGAAUGCAAGGGUGGGGUAGAGAGGCACUCGGGAAACUCUUUAGGAGCCAGACCACACACAUGUGAGGAAUGUGGGAAGAGCUUUGCUCAGAGCUCAGGUCUCUUUCGACAUCAAAGAGUUCACACUGGAGAAAGACCCUAUGAAUGUAAUGAGUGUGGGAAAACCUUCAGUCGGAGUUCGGGUCUUUUUAAUCACCGAGGAAUCCACAAUAUUCAGAAACAGUACCACUGUAAUGAGUGUGGGAAGGCCUUCAGUCAGAGUGCUGGUCUCAUCCAGCAUCAGAGAAUCCACAAGGGAGAGAAGCCCUAUCAGUGCAGCCAGUGCAACAAGAGUUACGGUCGGCGUUCAUUUCUCAUCGAGCAUCAGAGGAGCCACACAGGGGAGCGACCUCACCAUUGCGACGAAUGUGGGAAAAGCUUUAAUCGCCACUGCAACCUCAUCCGCCAUCAGAAGAUCCACGUGGUGGCUGAGCUGAGUGAGGCCCAAGUGCUGCCCUGGUCCAGGAUGGCUAGGGAAUCGAAGGAAAGCGCAGCCUUGGACGCCCAGUCUGCAGAGGACCGGACCGGGAUCCUCCUGACGGUGAAGGUGGAGAAGGAGGAAGCCUCCGCUUUGGCUGCUGAGGCGGGCGCCCCAGGCAGCCCGGCUCCGGGCCGCGAGAACUCCCGCCAGCGCUUCCGAAGCUUCCGCUACCCGGAGGCUGAGGGGCCCCGCGAGGCGCUGAGCCGGCUCCGGGAGCUCUGCCGACUGUGGCUGCGGCCUGAGAUGCACAGCAAGGAGCAGAUCCUGGAGCUGCUGGUGCUGGAGCAGUUCCUGACCAUCCUGCCGGGGGACCUGCAGAGCUGGGUGCGGGAGCAGCAUCCGGAGAGCGGGGAGGAGGUGGUGGUACUCUUGGAGUAUCUGGAGAGGCAGUUGGAUAAGCCGAUGCCGCAGGUCCCAGGUGGUAACCAGGGGCAAGAACUGCUCUGUUGCAAGAUGGCACCAGCUCACAGGUCACGAAAUACCCAGUUCCAGCCAAUAAAGGCUCUGCUCAAGCAGGAAUCUCUGGGAUCCCAUUGUUUACCAGACAGAGUUCUCCAGGUUCCUAGGUUUGCCCCUGGAGGACGCUGCAGAGAAGACACAGUGGUAGCUGCCAGGCUUGCCCCAGAGUCCCAGGGGCUGUUGAAAAUGGAAGAUGUGGCCCUGACCCUCAGUCCUGGAUGGACACAGCUAGAUUCAUCUCAGGUGAACUUCUACAGGGAUGAAAGGCAGGAGAGCUGUGGCAGCCUAAUCUCCUUGGGUGGUGCAGUGCAGACGAAGAUCAGGGACCUGUCUCCAGAUGAGGACCAUCCAGCACAAGAGUCUGGGCAGAUACCAUGCCUCCUGGGUGAAGCCAUUGGGCAGAUUCCUGCACGUGCAGAAGCUGGUGAACAGGAGUGCAGGUUACAAAGAAAGCAGAAAAGUGCCACAGGCAAUAGGCGGCACUAUUGUCAUGAAUGUGGAAAGACUUUUGCUCAGAGUUCAGGCCUGACUAAGCACAGGAGAAUCCACACUGGGGAGAAACCCUAUGAAUGUGAGGACUGUGGCAAGACCUUUAUUGGAAGUUCUGCUCUGGUCAUUCAUCAGAGAGUCCACACUGGUGAGAAGCCAUAUGAGUGUGAAGAAUGUGGCAAGGUCUUCAGUCACAGUUCAAACCUUAUCAAACACCAGAGAACUCACACCGGGGAGAAGCCCUACGAGUGUGAUGACUGUGGGAAAACCUUUAGCCAGAGCUGCAGCCUCCUUGAACAUCACAAAAUCCACACUGGGGAGAAGCCAUACCAGUGCAACAUGUGCGGCAAAGCCUUUAGGCGGAAUUCACAUCUCCUGAGACAUCAGAGGAUCCACGGCGAUAAAAACGUUCAGAAUCCUGGCCACGGAGAGACCUGGGAGAGUCAGGGGAGGGUGAAAAGCCGGUGGGACAAUGUUGAGGCUCCUGUGUGUUAUAAAUGUAAUGAGUGUGAGAGAAGUUUCACUAGGAAUAGAAGCCUUAUUGAGCAUCAAAAAAUCCACACUGGUGAGAAACCCUAUCAGUGUGACACAUGUGGAAAAGGCUUCACCCGAACUUCAUACCUUGUUCAACAUCAGAGAAGCCAUGUUGGGAAAAAAAUUCUAUCUCCAUGACCCACGUCUUGUACGCCAGAGUUGGUGCUCAUUCCUUAUUGAACUGAAGCCACCCUGGAGCCCUUGCUGACUAGGAAGUUGUCAGCUGGGCUUUAUUUACCACCACACAUCAUCAGGUGUUUGUUAGAAAAUAUAGAGUCUGGCUAAGAUGAAUUAUCUUCUAUAUCCUGGAAGGUGAUUGGGAAAAGAAAAAAAAAAAAAAACUUGUUUGAUAAGAGGCUAUGGGAGAGUUGUCUUGAAGAGGUCGACCUGAAAUGGUUCUCACCUUUUAGACUUAAGCGGGCUUCCAGACUGGCUAAUUAAUCACCCUCAGCCAGCACUUUAUGAUGUCUCCUGGUGGAGGCUCUGAUUUGGGGGGCUGCUGCUCUGACUGUUCAUUUUGCCCAUAAUGAAUCCCUCACCAGUUGGUUGGAUCAAUGAUGUCUUAUACCCCCCAUUGUGCCUUGAAUACAGGUGCUAUAAACAUUUAUUAAAUAUACCAGCGAAACGACCUUCAUAGCUCUGAAAAUCUAAUGUUGUCUAGAUUUCUGAGGACUUUUCUAAGGCCAUUUGUGUUUGUCUAAUUUUCUGAGGUUCUAGAGUCUGGGCCAAUCUAGUAUAUUUACUGCCAAGUACAUAAGAUUGUCAGAGUUGGAAUGGAGGAAUCCUUAUUUCUUCAUCAGCAUAGUAGUUAUAGUAAAACUGCCUUAAACAGCUUCUUUAUUAUUGAGACAUCGUGAGACUGCUCUAUCCAUACAAUUCCAGUGUAUAGUCAACAUUAACUACAUUAGUUCGUAUUAAUAUUGCUACUCUUUAGGAGGAAACCUUUCACAUUCAGGUAAAUAAAAAUCAAUGUAUCAAGUCAGAUCAAAACCAUUAUGAAUCUUGACAAAAAUCCUACGAUGUGGGAAUUCCCUGGUGGUCUAAUGGUUAGGACUUCUCACUCUCACUGCUGAGGGCCCGGGUUUGAUUCUUGGGUGGGGAACUAAAAUCCCACAAGCUGUGCAGCCAAAAAAAAAAAUCUUAUGCUCAACAGCUCGAUUUUCACCUUUUGGUUAUCUUGGGCCUAAUCAAGUGCCAAGACACCAUCUGUAUCCCUCUCUUCCAAUUUAGAGUCAACUGUGCAUCCAGGCUUCUGCCAGCUAAGCUUAAAUUUCCUCCAGUUCAGGUGAUUCACACAAAAUAUUUAUAACAAGUAUCAUUCAUGUUUUCAAAACUGCCCUGUGGUUGGGGAAAGGAAGAUUGGGUCAGAGACAGCCAAUGAUGACAGAGCCCCAAGUAUGAGCGAUAAGAGAAAGUGUAUCUUUUCGGAAACAGGUUGGGAGUCCUGGGUAUGUAACCAAAAUGAUUCCACAACAUUCAAAGUAUCAACCUGUGAAGUCAAAACUCUCAGUAAGAAUUUCAUGAUAUCUCCUGUUUUUACCCAGAUCACCUUCUGCUAAGUUCUUCAAAGACUGAUACCUUCUUUUCAGGUGCCUGAGUGCCCAUCCCCAGCUUCCAGCUUUACUAGGUUGUGCCAAGAAUGGAUUCUGCCUCUGAUGAAAUCCCAGACCAAGUUUUGUUGAGUCACCAGCCUAGCGUUCUCUUCUGUUCUCAGGUACCCUUGCUGGAUUCCUGCUCUGAAGUAUCCCAGGCCGACUAGGGACUUUGCAAACUGUGGGCCUCUCCCUGUAUCACUUCCCUACAAUCUUUCAUUGCCUUCAUUAUCCUCUCAUUGCAGUAUAAUUUAAAACUAGUUUUCUAAAAUCCUGUAGACUUCCUCCAAUUAAUCUUUUCUAGCCUUUUAAAAUUUCCUUUUAAAUUAACUGUAUUUUUGUUACCUCCACAAAGCUAGCCAUUUCCUCUUCUCUCUUUAUCUUUAUUUUCCCUAAAUAUUUGCCAUUAGCCCUGAUCUCAAACACUCUUCAUUUUUCUUUGGUAUUUGUUUCUUAUGUCAUGUGAAGAGAUAUAUAUGAAAGCCGUUUACAAACCAGAACGCAUUAUACACUUAAUAAGUAUAAUUUAUUGAGAUUAACAAAGGACCACUGUGCCUCCUUUCACUCUUUCUGCUCCUUCUGAACCUAAAAGACUUUUCGAUAGAGGAGGGAAAGAUUGUAGAAAAAUACUUUUGAGUGCCUACUAUGCCUGACAAUGAAAGAGAUAAAACAUACACACACAUGCAUACAUACUUGGGCUUAGGCUUUCAGUAUAGUAACAUUGAUAAGACUUGCACAUAAAAAUAAGGCAGUGGCAUGAUAAUUGACUUGUGAGUGGUGAACUGAAUGCUGUGGAAAUUCAGAGGAGGGAAAGGUUACUUCUGGCCGUGUGCUAUUAUUACAUGGAUAGGGUAACAUGUUAACUGAAAAGACUAAAGGAGUUUGUCAAAUUUAGUAACUAAGGCAAGUUUGAAGAGGUAAAUACACUGUAGGGGUCUUCGGUGCCAGAGCAAAGGGUUGAAAUUUUAUUCAGUAACACUGGGGAGCCACUGACAUGAUAAAAAUAUUAUUUAGGAAACUAUCUGGCAUUAUUGUAUGAUUUCAGAUUUAAAAGUUAGUUUGCUGAUAGGCUUUUAGACAUCCCACUUUUGUAUAUAAUGAACAUGUGUUUAUAAGUAAGUGAAUCAUAAAAUGGGUUUAACUCUAGCCUAUUUAAAAGGAGGGUCAAAAAAUUAUUUUCAGAUGAAAUUAGACCCCAUAAAAUAAGCUGCUUAGUUAAGAUACAAGCAGUAUACAAAGUGGAAUAAAAUGUCACUUUUCAUACUUAAAAAAAUUUUUUUUAGGAAUUUUAGAGUUGAUUAGUCAGACAUUCUAUUGGAUUGGCCAAAAAGUUCAUUCAGGUUUGGACCAGGUUUUCCAAAUUCCCAUUUUUAUUCAAAAUUUGAAGCUACUUCAAAACUUUUGAGGGUCUAGGGGAAAAAAAAUAUGAACAAUCCUAAUGUAUUUAUCUGUAUAAAAGUAAUAAACCAUGUGAUUAUUCCUUACAUCUGAGUGAAUUCUUAAAUAGCUAACACAUUGCAUAAUUUUCAAGCUGUCAGAAAAUAACUAUAGUUUCAGGUAUUAA
Molecule: messenger RNA, 6155 nt
Organism: Hippopotamus amphibius kiboko
Lineage: Eukaryota; Metazoa; Chordata; Mammalia; Artiodactyla; Hippopotamidae
Product: zinc finger protein with KRAB and SCAN domains 4-like
Exons: 10
Coding region: 210-3137 (975 amino acids)
Biological process (GO): regulation of transcription by RNA polymerase II
Molecular function (GO): RNA polymerase II cis-regulatory region sequence-specific DNA binding; DNA-binding transcription factor activity, RNA polymerase II-specific
Source: RefSeq, a predicted model, not a curated record